AUUGUUGGUUGACCAAAUAAGUUGUAAUUGUGAACGUCAAUCAGUGUUAUAUUGUGUGUCAAACGUCAGUUACCACUUACCGUCAGUAUGUCAAAACAAUGUAUUUUUGAUUGAACGUCUAAUUUGUAUAUUUUUGUUUUUAAAUACUUUAACACUUAGUGAAUAUUAACAAUGGAUGAAGAUAAUAAGUUACCGUUAAAACGUGUUGAACUAUCUUUGACGAAGUUCAACGAAGUAGCGAUUCCUCAUCAUCUGGACUUACUUCGACAGCACAAAGCUAAUAUUAUAAAGUACGAAGAAGCAGAAGAGUAUGGCCGCGUGCGCUCGGAGCAGGUGCACGCGCGGCGCGUGGCGGCGCAGCUACGAGCACUGCUCGGCGAGAUGGACGCGCUGCGUCGCCAGGUGCGCGCGCAGGACGUGCCGCACUUCGACCGCCUCACGCAACGCUCCAGGGAUCUCACUCUAAGGGCUAUCAUGGAUUAUUUGGGUGUGAUAGAGCGCAGUUGUAUAGCACUCGUAAGGUCGGCGCAGACACGGUCGCGUUGCAGCGAGUCGUCGCCGAUGGCGAUACCCGACGCGGCGCCGACGCCGAGCGCGGCGGGCAGCGCGCGGUCCGGCGACUCGGUGGGUGUGCUGGAGCCCGCGCCGCUCGUGCAGCUGCAGGUGGACCAGCAGGAGCUGCAGCUGCGCGAGCGUGAGGCCGUGCUGCGCGGGUGGGGCGAGCUGCAGGCCGAGGUGCGCGCGCUGCACGACGCGUGGCAGCACGUGCAGGCCGCCGCGCUCGCGCAGCGCGACCAGGUCGGCGCGGUGGCGGCGAGUACGCAGCGCGGCGCCGACAACGUGCAGGCGGCGCGGGAGCAGCUGGCGCUCGGCGAGAGGCUGCGCGCGGGCGCGUGGGGCGCGGGCGGCGCGCUGGCGGGCGCGCUGGCGGGCGGGCCCGUGGGGCUGGUGCUGGGCGCCAAGGCGGGUGCGGCUGCGCUGCUCGUGGGCUCCGCGCUCGGGUUCGUGGGCGCCAGGCUGCUGGGCCGGCGCCGCGACUCGCAGAUCCGAGAGGGCACCGACGCCGACAAGAAGGAGCUCUAGCCGUUCGAGCCCGAUAGGGCGUGCGCGACGGAGAUGGGUGCCGAUGUCCCGCUAGCCCGUCCUUCAGUCUCGCACAAGUUGUUACCUGUAUGGACGAAUCGCAACAGCUCCAGAACCCUUUAGGGCGUUUUCACACGGCGUAUUUUUUCGGCGCAGACGACGAACUUUUGGCGAACGCUCCUCUCGCGGAUAUUAAAUCGAUUCAAACGCGCGUACCGAGCGAGCUCCACCUCGCCGCCACCGCCCGUGAUUGCCUUAAUAUAUUACUGUUUGCUGCGAGUGUUUCUAGCGAAUUGGCAUCAUUCGAUACCGACCAGUUUAUGACGCAAAAAAUAAUCAUCCAGUUAUAUGGAAUACCGCAUUGGCCGAAUAUUCAAAAUAAUAAAUUACCAAAAAAAAUGCUUGGGAUCUUCAUCCCAACCAUUUCUUUCAUCAUCCUCAAGCAUUUGCCAAAUUUUCAAUAAAAAAAAAACAGUGCGUCUGCAUUGCCGCACCUGCGUGUACAUCCGGUAUACUAUUUAAACAGGCAGAGGGCGCGCGUUUACGGCACUACUAAAUUUCUAACGUGUGUUAAGAUUUGCUCGCUGCGAUUGAAUCUCAUUUUUACAGCGCGUUAAACGUAAGUCAUCUGCACCGACAAAACGCGGCGGACAAAACCCUUACACAUUUCUUUCUAUAUAAUUCUUUGGUCACGUGACAUGUCAAAUACUGAGUCGUUUCUGUACAUUUUGAUGUUUUCUGUGUAAAUCAUUUUAAGCGAGUCUUUUUGUAAAGUAAUCUUUCUAUCGCGUUGCGCAAACAAGAGCACAGCUAUAUGUAGAUUGUACUUAUACCGCUCAUGUUGCUCAUGUUUGUAGACAAGACAUAAUAUUAUGUUUAGGUAAUAAGUCGCUGUGAUGAACUGCCUUAAAGUAAGUAAGUAAGUAAGAGUAAUAUCGUAUCGUACAACUGUCAGCGAUUUAAUAAACGCUUUUAUGUGCGAGCCGUAGUAAUAGCUAUUAUUUCAAUUUAUAAGCGAAAAUUGCAAAUUUUAUUAAAUUGAAACUGUAUAGUAUACAUUUCAUGUGGCAUGUACUUUUUUUUUAAUAGAAUAGGAAGGCGGACGAGCAUAUGGACUACCUGAUGGUAAGUCACCAAACGCCCUUAGACAUUGGUAUUGUAAGAAAUGUCAACCAUCGCUUACAUAGCCAAUGCGGCACCAACAUUGGGAACUAAGAUGUUAUGUCCCUUGUGCCUGUAAUUACACUGGCUCACUCACCCUUCAAAUAGGAACACAACAAUAACAAGUACUGCUGUUUUGCGGUAGAAUAUCUGAUGAGUGGGUGGUACCUACCCAGAAGAGCUUGUACAAAGCCCUACCACCAGUAAGUACGUAUGUAUGUGUUCUAUCUCAUAGUAUUAGAAAACUUAUGUAUAUAAUUAUUAUUAUUGUUGUAGUAUAGCAUAGCUAUAUUGUAAAUAACGUAUAUUUUUUACGAAAAAUCUUUAUAACAAUUGUACAAAUAUGUAUUAUAAUUAAUAAAAUAUUAA
Nymphalis io (European peacock) is the source of this 2613-nucleotide messenger RNA. RefSeq lists its product as uncharacterized. The record is from RefSeq and is a predicted model, not a curated record. The transcript is spliced from 7 exons. Bases 172 to 1083 code for a protein of 303 amino acids. NCBI's taxonomy places the organism in Eukaryota, Metazoa, Arthropoda, Insecta, Lepidoptera, Nymphalidae.